GAAAAAGCGGUAACCGGUCAUAUCUCACCCGUUACGUACACCAGCAGCCUCUAUAAAUACAAGACCCUACUCCUCCAUUUUAUUCGUCGGAGAUUUGAAUUGGAGAGGACAUAGCUUUCAUAUUCGUCGCUAAUUAUCUCUCAGCUUUGUAGUAUGGAGACCUUUCUAUUUACCUCCGAGUCUGUUAAUGAGGGUCACCCAGACAAGCUCUGUGAUCAGAUCUCCGACGCGGUGUUGGAUGCCUGCUUAGCCCAAGAUCCCGACAGCAAGGUCGCAUGUGAAACUUGCACCAAGACCAACAUGGUCAUGGUUUUUGGGGAGAUUACUACCAAGGCCGAUGUUGAUUAUGAGAAGAUUGUCCGUGAGACAUGCCGUAACAUUGGUUUUGUUUCUGCUGAUGUUGGUCUCGAUGCUGACAACUGCAAAGUUCUUGUAAACAUUGAGCAGCAAAGCCCUGAUAUUGCCCAGGGUGUUCAUGGUCACCUUACUAAGCGUCCUGAGGAGAUUGGUGCAGGUGAUCAAGGCCAUAUGUUUGGUUAUGCCACUGAUGAGACCCCUGAACUUAUGCCCCUGAGCCAUGUCCUUGCAACCAAACUUGGUGCCCGUCUAACUGAUGUUCGCAAGAAUGGUACCUGCGCCUGGUUGAGACCUGAUGGCAAGACCCAAGUCACUGUUGAGUACCUUAAUGAGAAUGGUGCCAUGGUUCCAACCCGUGUUCACACAGUUCUAAUUUCCACCCAACACGAUGAGACAGUUACUAAUGAUGAGAUUGCUGCUGACCUCAAAGAGCAUGUCAUUAAGCCUGUGAUCCCAGAGAAAUAUCUUGAUGAGAAGACCAUCUUUCACCUUAACCCUUCAGGUCGUUUUGUUAUUGGGGGCCCCCAUGGUGAUGCUGGUCUCACUGGUCGUAAGAUCAUUAUUGACACUUAUGGUGGGUGGGGAGCUCACGGAGGGGGUGCUUUUUCUGGAAAGGACCCAACUAAGGUGGACAGAAGUGGUGCGUAUAUUGUUAGACAAGCUGCCAAGAGCAUUGUAGCCAAUGGACUUGCUCGGAGAUGCAUUGUGCAGGUCUCUUACGCUAUAGGUGUUCCUGAGCCUUUGUCCGUCUUUGUUGACACCUAUGGAACUGGAAAAAUCCCAGACAGGGAAAUCCUCAAGAUAGUAAAAGAAACCUUUGACUUUAGGCCAGGGAUGAUCUCCAUUAACCUUGAUCUGAAGAGAGGUGGCAACGGAAGGUUCUUGAAGACAGCAGCCUAUGGACAUUUCGGAAGGGAUGAUCCAGACUUCACUUGGGAGGUGGUGAAGCCCCUCAAGUGGGAAAAGCCCCAAGCUUAAUUUUGUUUAUGUACUCCAUCCUGCUUGCAGUGGUUCUUUAUUGUGAUGAAUGAAUAACUUGUAUGUCCUCCA
This is a messenger RNA of Daucus carota subsp. sativus, 1407 nucleotides long. RefSeq names its product S-adenosylmethionine synthase 5. The record is from RefSeq and is a predicted model, not a curated record. Gene Ontology annotation, molecular function: methionine adenosyltransferase activity; ATP binding. The coding region runs from base 154 to 1335 and encodes 393 amino acids. Gene Ontology annotation, biological process: S-adenosylmethionine biosynthetic process. NCBI's taxonomy places the organism in Eukaryota, Viridiplantae, Streptophyta, Magnoliopsida, Apiales, Apiaceae. The transcript has 2 exons. Gene Ontology annotation, cellular component: cytosol.